ACGUCCAUAAUAUAAUAUUAACGGUAUUACGAAGUUUCGUAUAAACCUGCAAAGUACGACAAUCUUAUACAUAUAAUGAACAUAAUGAAAGUAUUAAAGCUUUCUUAAAGGUGCAUUUAGACCGAGCGAUCGAAUACUCUUUUCCCAUUUCAGCAAAAUUCAAUAAAUGUAAACAUUGCUCAUCGAAUCAGUUCGACGCAAUAUAAUUUGGCACGAUUUAUGAGAAUUCGAGUCGAUCUGAUUUAGUUCGAUGCAAUUUCGAUUCGACUCGUUUUGCGAUUCAAUUCGAUAUGAUUCGAUUUACCACAAUUUACUUUACCCUGUUUCAAUUCAAGUUCGAAUGCUCGGUUUAAACUACACAAACAUUCGCUCGUAUUCAAACACUUGGUAUGAACGAAUGCUCUAGCUCGUUCAGUCUAAACGCACCCUAAGAAUUUUUAAUUUUAAAGCAGUGUCUUGACGUUGGACGCGUAUCGAACGAUUAUAAAAAUACAUAUUACUUCCGGUAUUUCAAAUACCGCGUGUGCGUAACAUACAAUAUAAAAUGUGCAAAAGGUAACUGUUCGAAAAAAAGAUCGAGUAUCGAUGAAGGAAUAGUAAGAUCAGAAGGGGGACCCAUCUUCAACAGAAUUAAUGAAUGAUUCGUUUCGUUGCUUAAAAUUCUGCAAGUAUGAACUUGCAGUUUCCGAUCAGCGUAGUGACGUGAAGUUUUCAACGUGUCGCUAUUGUGCAUUGUGUGCCCGCCGCCACCGUCGCGACUGCCGUGAAGUGCGCAUCGUUAGUACCGAGUUGUGUGUACAUAUAAAUGGCGGCUGACGAAAAAUGGUACUUUACGAAAGAACAGCUUACAAACACGCCGAGCAGAAGAUGCGGCAUCGACGCGGAUAAGGAACUGAGCUACCGGCAGCAGGCAGCGAAUUUCAUUCAGGAUAUGGGACAGCGGCUCGUGGUGUCACAAUUAUGUAUCAACACAGCAAUAGUGUAUAUGCACAGAUUCUAUGUAUUCCACUCGCUGUCACAUUUCCACAGGAAUGCAAUUGCGGCAGCAGCAUUAUUUUUAGCAGCAAAAGUGGAAGAACAACCACGCAAGUUAGAACAUGUUAUCAAAAUGGCACAUAUGUGUCUUCACAGAGAUCAGCCCCCACCUGACAUCCGGUCUGAGCAAUACCUUGAGCAAGCUCAGGAUCUGGUAUUCAAUGAAAACGUCCUACUGCAAACAUUGGGGUUUGAUGUCGCCAUUGAUCAUCCCCACACACAUGUUGUUAGAUGUUGUCAACUGGUUAAAGCGAGCAAGGACUUAGCCCAGACUUCAUACUUCAUGGCAUCUAACAGGUGGCUACACAUUAUUUCCUAGUAUCUCUUACUCUUAGCAGUCUUCUGGUCAAAUAGAUGCCAGCUGGAGCAUAUUUCCAAGCUAAGACUGUCAGGCAAUAGCCAC
Megachile rotundata (alfalfa leafcutting bee) is the source of this 1438-nucleotide messenger RNA. RefSeq lists its product as uncharacterized. Gene Ontology annotation, biological process: regulation of transcription by RNA polymerase II. Lineage: Eukaryota; Metazoa; Arthropoda; Insecta; Hymenoptera; Megachilidae. Gene Ontology annotation, cellular component: mitochondrion. The record is from RefSeq and is a predicted model, not a curated record. Gene Ontology annotation, molecular function: sulfide:quinone oxidoreductase activity; cyclin-dependent protein serine/threonine kinase regulator activity; FAD binding.